AUGAAGGAACUAUGCGGAGAACUGAAAACUACCAAUGAAGAGGUUGUGAGCCUGCGUCAGCGUAACUACGAGCUAGUAGCUGAGAAUGGAAAUCUUAAAGCUUUUAGCAUGGAGCAUGACAGGGCCGUGGAGGACAGACUGAAGUCUUACAAGGCCGAAUUAGAAACGUGGAAGCAAGACUACGAUGCACUCUCCGCCAAAUAUCGAAAACUCGAGGGCCAGAUUAAGACCGAAGCGUCACAGGAGGAAGCGACAGAAACAGAGAACAAGAAGCUCGGAGCAAUAGUCGUGGAGAAGGAAAAUGAAAUUGCCAAGAUGGAGACUAAGCUGAAGAGAAAAGAUAACGAACUAGUCGACAUGACUCAACACGCCGCAAAUAUUGAGGAAGAGGCAUUGGAGGGUAAUAAGAAACUUACAAGGCUACAAAAGUCAGUAUGUGAUAUGGGCCAAGUCAUCGCAUGGUGGAUACAAAUAUCGUUCAAAGGCACAGCCAUCGACCCUAAUGAUCUCAAUCAGGUCAUACAAGAUUGCGCAGAUGAUGAUGAGACCAACGAAGUGCUGCUGCAUGUGAGGCAAUUCGUGAAGAUGAUUGUUGAGAAGAAUGGAAAUCUGGAGCGUCAAUUGGAGGAUAAAAAAUACGAAAUUACCAACAUCAAAAAGGCCAUCGAAGAGCAGUCGUACGAGGAGGUUCCACCGACUCCCGGUCUGAUGCUUCCGACAAACCCGCUGUACAGCAGUGAGAAAAUCGAGGCUCUCUACAAAGAAGAAAGAGCAAAGCGUAUAUUUGCUGAAAAAAAGCUGAAAGCGUUUAUCACAGAAGACAAGCAAUAUUCACGGCUCCAGAAGGCCCAGCAAGACCUUCACUCGCAGCUAGCAGACCUCCAAGGACAAAUCACGCUCCUCACCCAACAAGCCGAAGACUCUCAACACCUAGCUUCGGACUGGAAAUCAGAAGUCGCCCUCAAACAAACCGAACUCGAACUUCGCACGCAAGAAUUCGAAGCAGCCCUCGACGAAAAAGACAAAGAAAUACUCACUUACAUCUCUGCCUACCACGCCUUCACCAGCGACCCGGCGGCCCGCGCCCCGGCCGCCCUGCACGCCAAAAUCUCCGCCUUGGAAAGCGACUACGCCUACAUGCAGAAGCUCUACCACCGCGCCUCCACCUCCGACGACAAAAAACGCGGCACCAUCGCCCGCCUAGAACGCAAACUCAGACUCGCAAUCGCAUACACGACCGACAUGCAACAAGCCGUGUACGCGCGCCGAAAGUUCCCGCCACCCCCUGAUUACGGAAGAAUAGAUGAUGAGGAGUUUGAGUCGGAGUCGGAGCUGGAUGAUGAGGAUGCGGUGGAGAUGGAGAUGGAGCCGCCGAGGUUUACGGCGCGCCCGAGGAAGGUGCCGAGGUAUUUGAUGGAGCCGGCGAUGGGGAAGAGGAGGGUGGAGGUGGAGAGGUAUAAAGAGGAGUUGAGGGUGAAGAGGGAGAAGGAGGUGUUGGGGUUGUUGAAGGAGGAGGAGGAGAAGACGAAGGCGAGGGGGAAGGGGGCGAAGGAGGAGAGGGGAGAGAGUAGGACAAGAUCGAGGAAGGGGAGUGGGUGA
Messenger RNA from Bipolaris oryzae ATCC 44560, 1599 nucleotides. RefSeq lists its product as uncharacterized. The record is from RefSeq and is a predicted model, not a curated record. The transcript has a single exon. The coding region runs from base 1 to 1599 and encodes 532 amino acids. NCBI's taxonomy places the organism in Eukaryota, Fungi, Ascomycota, Dothideomycetes, Pleosporales, Pleosporaceae.